Molecule: messenger RNA, 807 nt
Organism: Pelobates fuscus (common spadefoot toad)
Lineage: Eukaryota; Metazoa; Chordata; Amphibia; Anura; Pelobatidae
Gene: GPX2
Product: glutathione peroxidase 2
Exons: 2
Biological process (GO): response to oxidative stress
Molecular function (GO): glutathione peroxidase activity
Source: RefSeq, a predicted model, not a curated record
CAAUAGCUUCAUCAUUAAAAUGUGCAAAAGGCAGUAUCAGUGACAUGCAGGUAUCAACUUUCUGUAAAGUAUACCCAGCAGAUUGACAUCAGUGACAUGUGGUCACAUGAUCACAAAUAAAAGGUUUUAAAUUGUCCUCUUGGUAAGAAAACAACCAUAGAUGACCUGGGAGCAGCCAUGAAUUACAUAGCUAAAUCAUUCUACGACCUACAUGCUACAAAUUUAGAUGGAGAAAAGGUGGAUUUUAACCUAUUUAGGGGGAGGGUCGUUUUGAUAGUGAAUGUUGCUUCCUUGUGAGACACUACUGUUAGGGAUUACACCCAACUUAAUGAGCUGCAAACCAAGUACCCACGACGACUUGUGGUACUGGGAUUCCCUUGCAAUCAGUUUGGCUACCAAGAGAAUUGCAAGAAUGAAGAAAUUUUAAAUUCCCUAAAAUAUGUUCGGCCAGGUAAUGGCUUCGAACCUGGUUUUACCUUGUUGCAGAAAUGUGAAGUGAAUGGAAAAAGCAUACACCCUGUCUUUGCCUACCUGAAGGACAAGCUACCUAGUCCUGAUGAUGAUCCCGGAAGCCUUAUUACUGACCCCCGGUGUAUUGUAUGGAGCCCAGUUCACCGAUCUGAUAUUUCCUGGAACUUUGAGAAGUUUCUUAUAGGUCCUGAAGGGGAACCAUUCAAGCGCUACAGCAAAAAUGUCCUUACUAUCAACAUUGAACCAGAUAUCCAAAGACUCCUUAAACUUGCCAAAUAGUAGAUCUAGAAUGUAAAUUAAACGUAGUUUAAUUUAAUGGCAAACGUUUGCAACAUG